Ilex paraguariensis (yerba mate) is the source of this 348-nucleotide messenger RNA. NCBI's taxonomy places the organism in Eukaryota, Viridiplantae, Streptophyta, Magnoliopsida, Aquifoliales, Aquifoliaceae. The record is from the annotation of a GenBank genome assembly.
AUGAACAAUCCACACAGUGAAGAUCAAGGUGAAGCAGCUGUAGCAGGAUUUGAGGUUCCAAGAUCACCAGAGGUAAGUUACAACAAUGUCUACCCUGUUAAUGAAGAUGACGGGCGAGAACCACCUAUCCUCCCUCCACACCUGCAACACAGCCUACUGAACUGCCCAACAAACAGAGACCCAUCUGGUUCUGGGUCUCUACCAUUGCCACAGAAUGUGGUUCUAAACCAUCUUUAUAUUGAGAACCCAGAACCCCCAAGAUCAGUAGUGGCGCUUGGGGUCACUCAUCGCUUCCGAUCCAAAUUUGUUACGGUUGUGCUUUAUAAACCAGUUCAAAGAAGGAAUUAG